Messenger RNA from Chaetomium globosum CBS 148.51, 738 nucleotides. RefSeq lists its product as uncharacterized. Gene Ontology annotation, cellular component: cytoplasm. The record is from RefSeq and is a predicted model, not a curated record. The coding region runs from base 1 to 738 and encodes 245 amino acids. Gene Ontology annotation, biological process: tetrahydrofolate interconversion; L-serine catabolic process; folic acid metabolic process. NCBI's taxonomy places the organism in Eukaryota, Fungi, Ascomycota, Sordariomycetes, Sordariales, Chaetomiaceae. Gene Ontology annotation, molecular function: pyridoxal phosphate binding; zinc ion binding; glycine hydroxymethyltransferase activity. The transcript is spliced from 2 exons.
AUGAACACACACGACCGCCUCAUGGGUCUCGAUCUGCCCCACGGAGGGCAUUUGUCCCACGGAUACCAGACACCAACCAAGAAGAUCUCGUUCAUUUCCAAGUAUUUCGAGACUCUCCCGUACCGCCUCGACGAGUCGACCGGCCUCAUCGACUACGACAAGCUCGAGGAGUCGGCCAGUCUCUACCGCCCCAAGAUCAUCGUCGCUGGUGCCUCCGCCUACAGCCGGCUGAUCGACUACGCCCGCAUGCGUGACAUCUGUGACAAGGUUAACGCCUACCUCCUCGUCGACAUGGCCCACAUCUCCGGUCUGGUCGCAGCCAAGGUCAUGCCCGGCCCCUUCGCCUACGCCGACAUCGUCACCACAACAAGCCACAAGUCCCUCCGCGGUCCGCGUGGUGCGAUCAUCUUCUUCCGCCGUGGCGUCCGCCGCACCCACCCCAAGACGGGCGCCGAGGAGAUGUACAACCUUGAGAACCCCAUCAAUGCCUCCGUCUUCCCCGGCCACCAAGGCGGCCCGCACAACCACACCAUCGCCGCCCUUGCCGUGGCCCUCAAGCAGGCCCAAACCCCCGAAUUCCGCACCUACCAAUCCCAAGUCCUCUCCAACGCCCAGGCCCUCGCGCGCCGCCUCGGCGAGCCCAAGGAGAAGGGCGGGCUCGGCUACCGCAUCGUCAGCGGCGGCACGGACAACCACCUGCCAACAAGAACACGGUGCCCGGCGACCGGUCAGCGCUGA